UCAGGACAAUCGGAUAAGUCUAAUCGAGAAUAGAUCACUCUACGGAAUGGGCCUCUAUCAAUUGUGGUUUCAGGUCAACAACCUAGUUUCAUUAGAUGGAAUGUUGGAUGGAUUGGAUGAAUUGGAACACUUAAACGUUUCAAGCAAUGAUAUCAGACACCUAGCUAAAGGAGACUUCCGGGAUCUACGUACUCUCUAUUUUCUUGAUAUAAGCAACAAUCCAAUAGUUCAGAUUGAUCCUGGCGUAUUCUUGAACACUGCACAUCUUGAGUUUAUUUUCAUGGUGGAUUUACAAUUACAUUCAAUCAAAAGAAAUGUUCUUACCGGAUUAACUUCUUUGAAGGCUAUAUCAACAUCCGAUAACAGGCUAUGUUGUCUCCUUGAUGAAAGGGAGAACGUAACAUGUGCCAGGACGUCUCCAACGAGUCCUCUCGAAACCUGUGGAAGGCUUUAUCCGAGCGUCGUCUUAAGAAUUGCUGGCUGGAUCAUUGGUCUAACCUCCCUGGUCGGAAACCUGACAGCACUGAUUCUACGCGUUCGUCAGGAACAACUGACAGUCCAAACACUAUUAAUCAUGAACUUGGCCGUAGCAGAUUGCAUCAUGGGUAUCUACAUGAUUGUCAUCACAUCGGUAGACAUCUAUUUCGGCAACCUCUACUUCUUGAGUGCACCACUUUGGCGUCAAUCGUAUUUGUGCAAAUUUUCGAGUUUCCUCGCCUUUCUAUCAAGCGAAUGCUCUGUGUUUACACUAGCAAUCAUGACAGUUGAUCGAUUCAUCUGUAUCUUAUUUCCAUUCAGUGUAUAUCGUUUGACCGUUAAGUCAGCGGGUACUGCCAUGGUCUUUCUGUGGUUGGUCAUGUGCAUUCUUAGUAUCAUACCGAAUUUAGUUCCUGCUGAUUUACCUGGGUUUUAUGGACUAUCUGAUGUUUGUGUUGGGUUGCCACUACACGCCGAGUCUGAAGAGAUUGGAAGGCUCGUGUAUACAGUUGAGAGAAGAUAUGAUAAAUUUCUGAUCGAAUAUGUAGUUGAAGAGCACACAGUGCGUCCAUCCUGGCUUUACGCCAUUAUAACAUUCAUUGGUGUGAACAUGUUUUUAUUCAUGGUUAUAUUGGUAUGCUAUAUCAUGAUGUUUAUACAGGUAAUGAGAUCAACCCAGUCAGUAGCAAACGCUGCUUUGCGUAAUCGAGAAAUCAAAGUGGCUAGAAAAAUGGCAUUCAUCGUAGGAACAGAUUUUGCCUGUUGGAUGCCGAUCAUUGUCAUGGGUAUCCUCACACAGUCCGGUCUAGUUGUACUACCGACAUCCCUCUAUGCUUGGAGCGUGAUAUUUAUCAUCCCAAUCAACUCUUCAAUCAAUCCAAUUUUGUACACUUUCGUGAAUUAUAUCGAAAACAAGAAAAAACCACAGCAAGUAAAAACCAAUUCUAAAGGGGGUGGUAGAACAUCAAAAAAUGUGAGUGUAAAUGACACCUCACUGACCGAAAUUAAUGCUCAUCAUUAA
Lytechinus variegatus (green sea urchin) is the source of this 1498-nucleotide messenger RNA. Its product is annotated as G-protein coupled receptor GRL101-like. The record is from RefSeq and is a predicted model, not a curated record. Gene Ontology annotation, cellular component: membrane. The transcript is spliced from 6 exons. Gene Ontology annotation, molecular function: G protein-coupled receptor activity; protein binding. Gene Ontology annotation, biological process: G protein-coupled receptor signaling pathway. Lineage: Eukaryota; Metazoa; Echinodermata; Echinoidea; Temnopleuroida; Toxopneustidae. Bases 47 to 1498 code for a protein of 483 amino acids.